Messenger RNA from Rosa chinensis, 4293 nucleotides. RefSeq names its product putative disease resistance RPP13-like protein 1. Bases 190 to 4140 code for a protein of 1316 amino acids. The record is from RefSeq and is a predicted model, not a curated record. Lineage: Eukaryota; Viridiplantae; Streptophyta; Magnoliopsida; Rosales; Rosaceae. The transcript is spliced from 4 exons. Gene Ontology annotation, molecular function: ADP binding. Gene Ontology annotation, biological process: defense response to other organism; signal transduction.
AGAAAAUAGAACAAGAAAUGGGGGAUCUCACUGAAAAGAAAAGGAAGGGCCGAAAUUUCCACCAAUUGCAUUUGGAACCAAAAGCAAAAGGAGAGAGAGAAAGAAAGGAAUUUGGAACCCAAUUCCCACUCAACUGAGAAACCACCAAAAUUUUGAGAUUUCCCUGAGCAGAAUUUUGUUGGUUCAUCCAUGGCUCUGUUCCGAGGUCACCACAAGGCCUCGCCUUCCAGAUAUACUACUUCUUCUUCUGGAUUUGCUUAUGACGUGUUCCUCAGCUUCAGAGGUGAAGACACCCGAAAGAACUUCACUGAUCACCUCCACACGGCCCUUCUCAACGCCCGAUUUCGAACUUUUCGGGAUGACCCUGAACUCAAAAGAGGUGAAAAUAUCAAGGAGGAGCUUGAGAAAGCCAUUCAACAGUCACGAAGCUCUGUGAUUGUGUUUUCGAAAGACUACACCUCUUCCAGAUGGUGUCUGGACGAGCUUGUCAUCAUCCUUCAACGCAAGAGGACCUCCGAUCAUGUCGUGUUACCGGUCUUCUACCACGUUGAUCCAUCCCAUCUGAGGAACCAGACUGGAAGUGUUGCACAAGCAUUUACUGAACACCAGAAAACUCAAUCCCCUGAGAAGUUGAAUGGAUGGCGGGCAGCGCUUAAAGAAGUUGCAGAUCUAGCAGGCAUGGUUUUAGAAAAUGAAGCUGACGGGCACGAGUCAAAGUUCAUCCAAAAGAUUGUUAGAGAGAUUCAAGACAAGCUAGGUCGUGUGCCCCUGACCCAUGUCCAGGAGGUGUUACAGAAGAAGUUGUCGUUUAUUAACCCUGUUCUCAACGACGCGGAGGGGAAGCAACUGAACAACCCAACUGUGAAGGCAUGGCUCAAUGAGCUUACAGAAGCUGUCUAUGAUGCUGAGGACCUGUUGCAGGAGAUCAAAACAGAAGCGCUGAGGCAAAAGAUAGAACGCGAAUAUGGGAGUAGCACGAGUAAGGAACAAGAGCAUAGCUCUACUCCUCCAUCUCAUGCUUUUGACUCAGCUUUAAUAUACCCCAAGGUAGAGGAAGUUCUUGAAAGACUAGACUUCAUUAUGGAGCAGAGAAGAGAUGUCUGGGAUAUGGAAGCAAGUGCUGGAUACAGGGUAUCACAAACAAUACCGUCAACUUCUUUGGUAGAAGACUCUGUGUAUGGAAGAGAUGAGGAGAAAGAAGGAUUCAUUAAAUUAUUGCUAUCAGAUGAUGAGACUGGCAAUAAAAUAGGUGUGCUUCCUAUCGUGGGUAUGGGUGGAAUCGGAAAAACCACCCUCGCCCAGUUUCUAUACAACGAUGUUAGAGUCAAGCAACAUUUUCACAUCCAAGCAUGGGUUUGCGUUUCAAAAGAAUUUGAUAUCCUUAGGAUCUCGCAAAGCAUUUAUGAGUCCCUCACCUUAGAAGCUUGCAUAAUCAAGAACCUAGAUCUGCUUCAAUCAAAGUUGCAGGACAUUUUGUUGGGGAAAAGAUUCUUCUUUGUUCUUGAUGACAUCUGGAACAAGAAUUAUAGCCAGUUGGAAUUCUUAACACGUCUCUUUCAGUCUGGAGCACAUGGAAGCAAGAUCAUUGUCACAACACGCGAUGAAGAUGUUGCACGUAAGAUGAGUAGGCUUGAAGCUCACCAUCUCAUGCCAAUGUCUGAGCAAGAUAGCUGGUCGUUAUUUGAAAAACAUGCCUUCAAAAAUGCAGAUGUUGGUGCACGCUCACGUCUUGAAGAAAUCGGUAGACAAAUUGUUCAAAAGUGCAACGGUCUUCCCUUGGCUAUUAAGUCACUUGGGGGUCUCUUAUGUUCUAAACUAUCUCCUGAGGAAUGGGAAAGCAUAUUGGAUAGUGACAUCUGGGAAUUGACGCAGGAGGAGAGUGAUGACAUUCUACCAUCUCUUUGGUUGAGCUAUUUGGAUUUGCCUCUACAUCUCAAGCGUUGUUUUAGCUACUGUUCGAUAUUUCCCAAGAAUUAUCGACUUAAAAAAUCAGAACUGCUUUUAUUGUGGAAUGCCCAAGGUUUCUUGCAACCCCAAAAGAAGAAAUUGGUAGAACAAGUUGGGGAAGAGUACUUCAAUGAUCUAAUCUCAAGGUCAUUUUUCCAACGUUCAUCAAGUUCCGAACACUUCAUCAUGCAUGACCUUAUCAAGGAUUUAGCAAAUUUUGUAUCUGGAGAAUUUUCUGUUAGGUGGGAGAAUAGUGAAUCACCCAACAUUUUGAGGGAGACUCGUCAUUUCUCAUAUAUGGAGAAACACGGUGAUAGCUUUGCCAGACUUGAGGCUAUACAUGAAGCUAAAUAUUUGCGCACUCUUCUACCUGUACCUCAAUAUGCAUCCUAUCUGGGGACAUUCUAUAGAGACAAAUUCCAAAAAGUACUACAUGAGGUAUUGCCAAAACUACAAUGUUUAAGAAUGUUGAAUUUAUCACUGUAUGAUAUUAUGAAAUUGCCUGAUUCGAUUGACAACUUGAAACAUCUAAGGCACUUGGACAUGUCUGAAACUCCCAUUAGAAAGUUACCUAAUAGUAUUUGUACUUUGUAUAAUUUGCAAGCAUUAUUGUUGCGGGGGUGUCGAAAUCUUGUGGAACUGCCAACCAAGUUGGGACGAUUGAUCAGCUUGAGGCAUCUGGAUAUUAAAUAUACAAAGAUAGAAAAGAUGCCACCACAUAUGGGUAAUUUCAAGGACCUGCAGAUACUAACCGAGUUUGUGCUGGACAAAUAUACCGAAGGCCAUAAUGCUUUAGAGCUAAAGAAGCUUCAAAAUUUGCGUGGAACACUUUGUAUUUCAGGGCUUGAGAAUGUUGUGGAUGGCAGCGCUUUGGUAGCCAACAUUGUGAGGGACAAGGAGUUUGUUACCGAAUUAAAUUUGAAUUGGAAAUAUACAAUUGAAAAAGGCGAUAUGGUAGAGGAAAGAGAAGUGCUUGAGCAGCUCCAACCUCACCUGAAACUGAAAAGGCUUACAAUUAAAGAUUAUGGAGGCAAAAUGUUUCCAGGUUGGUCAGAAUAUUAUUCUUCCGAAUCCUGUCAUCUUGUUUAUCUUGAACUUGUUGAUUGUGUGAAUUGUACCUCAUUGCCACCAUUGGGACAGCUACCUUACCUCAGAGAGCUUCAUAUUUCUGGGUUAGGUGAAGUGGUGUCCAUAGGUUCUGAAUUCUAUUAUGGUGACGGCAAUACUAGUACUAGUGUGAAAAAACCAUUUAGAUGUCUACGGUUUUUAAAAUUCGACAAUAUGUGGAGGUGGCAAGAAUGGUGUUAUGUUGUAACCAAAAGAGAAAAUAAAGAAUGUUGUGUUGGAGGUGACGAUAAUGAAGGUGGAGUUUUUCCUAAUCUUGUGGAGCUUGUUCUAUCAUGGUGUCCAGAUCUUAUCGGGAUAUUAGCGGUUGACAGUUUCCCGAUGCUGAAAGAGGUCGACUUGAAUGGGAUUAAUUUAUCACUAGACUCUAGACUCUUAUCCGUGAAUAAGUUGCGAUUAGAGAACUGUGACAAAUAUUUUAUCUAUGAAGAAGGAGGUGGACUUGAGUGUCCAACUUUUCUCGAUGGAGUGUUGCAUGCACCCAACUUGACCAGUCUAGAGAUAAAAGCAUGUCGGAAACUCAUUGCAUGGCCGAAACAAAUGCACUCCCUUGUCCCAUCUCUUGUGUCUUUGUCGGUAGUAGAUUGCGGAAGAUUGGAAUGUUUUCCGGAAGGGGGAUUCCCGUCAAAGUUAAAAUCACUUGUCAUCAUGGGCUGUACUGUGGAUAAAAAGAGUGGGCAAAAUCUGAACGAGGGUCUCCGGAGACUCACCUCUCUUGAAAAAUUGAGACUUGACUUUGCGAGGGCAGAAUAUUGGUUUGCUGCGGAGGGGCUGUUGCCCAGCACUCUCACUCAUCUCGAGAUCUGGAAUCUGAAGGGCGAGACCAUUGACGGCGUCAAGUGGUUUGGCCAUCUCAACUCUCUUCAACAAUUGGUUAUUUGCCACUGCUCUGCGCUCCGGUGCUUGCCAGAUAGUGGGCUACCCACUUCUCUUCAACGCUUGCAGAUUGUGCGUUGUCCUUGGCUUAAGGAGCGGUACCGAAGUAUGAGUGGCGAACAUUGGCGCAAGAUUGCUCACAUCCCCUUCAUAAUGAUCGAUGGGUUGAGAAAAGUCAGAAAACUGGAUUGACUACGACAUGCCAUUUCCUACGCAUCUUACAAAAUGAGCACAAAAAUUUUGAGGGUCUCAACUCUUGGACUUGAUGGAGAACCAUGUGUUAAGACAGAGAUAGGCCAAGAUUCUCUUCUUAUCUGAACUUGAAGAAUGUUCUUUAUCUCGUCC